AUGUCAAAAGUUUUAAGGUCGCCACCUGGUAACAGUGUACAUCAAGUUUCCUCGGAAAAUGAUAUUACCAACCUGGAUCCUGAUAUACCAUUGAGUUAUGUGAGUAAACGAAUGAAAAGACCUCGUCAGGAGGACCAAGAAGAAAAUAAUAAUAGUAGUCUAUUGACGAAAGAAGAAUUAUUAACUAUAUUGACUCAGUGGAAGAAGGAUCAAGACGUGGUGCUAAAUAGACUAUCAGUUGAUAUAGCGGAACUGAAAGAACAGAACUCCAGUAUCAAAUCAUCUAGCAUGGAAGUAGAAAAGUCUAUUCAGUUUAUUUCCAAACAAUAUGAGGAAAUGAAGAUCAAACUACUUAAUAUGGAGCAAGAACGUAAAGAAAACUUGUCAUAUAUAGCCUCGCUAGAGAAUCAAAUUGAGGACUUGCAAAAAAGGUCGAAGUCCGCAGUUGUCGAGGUCCGCAACCUACCUGUUAGCACACAGCAAAAUAGGUCGGAAACACAACAAGAUCUUUGCGACCUUAUGCAAAAGACCUGCGGGACUAUAAAUGUCGAUAUAACGAAAUCCGACAUAAAAGAUAUAUAUAGGAUUAAGAAUAAAACUGGAUCCACAAUAGUGGUGACAGAAUUAACAUCUGUAUUAUCGAAAAACAAAAUACUAGAUGGAGUCAAGGAGUACAAUAAAAUUAAUCCCCACAGUAAACUCUCAACGACAUCGAUUGGGCUACCGGGACCACGAGUGCCAAUUUACAUAACUGAAAGCUUGACGAAUAAGGAUCGCAAACUUUUCGGGCAGGCCCGGGAUACUGCCAAAAUCUCGGGGUUCAAAUUCUGCUGGACCAAUCGGGGCCGUAUUUAUAUGCGGCAAUCCGAAGGCGGUCCUCGUAUAGAGAUUAAAACUGAAGAGAAUUUAAAAGCACUGAAAAAGGCAUGA
This is a messenger RNA of Plodia interpunctella (Indianmeal moth), 930 nucleotides long. RefSeq lists its product as uncharacterized. NCBI's taxonomy places the organism in Eukaryota, Metazoa, Arthropoda, Insecta, Lepidoptera, Pyralidae. The transcript has a single exon. The record is from RefSeq and is a predicted model, not a curated record. The coding region runs from base 1 to 930 and encodes 309 amino acids.